AAAGAACCAACUUUUUAACGUCAAUGCUGUGUUGCAGUUGUACCUGUAAUCGACCGCUCAGCAGCAAACUCCUGCGCAACAGGAAGAAGUGUGUGAGUGUGAGCAACACGGAUAGACUGGAGUUUUAGAGCCGACCAGAUUUUGAGACGACAUCCGCAAAACUGAAAGCCUUCGACUAUAUUUAACGCGCACAUCACCGCGCAUAAAGUGAAACUUCUAGGUGAUUUAGCUUCAUUCUAAAAGGCUCAAUGCGCUCCUAAAGCUGACGAAGUUGUUCUGCACGGUGUUUAAGCGCGAGUAAUAACCCUGGACUCCAUUACCCUCCAAAAAGAAACAUGACUGUCAAGCUGUUCUGCGUGGUGGUUAAAAUCGGGAACGCCUUCUCCAUGGACGUUGAUCUCAGCCAAACGGUCGAUGAUCUGAAGUACAAGAUCAAGGAAAGGAAGCGCGGUUUUUGAUGCAGAUCUGCUGAAGCUGUAUGUCGCGGGGGAUGGCGAGAGGUGGCUGAACUCGCGCGACGCUGAGUUCAAGACUCUUAAGAAGGGGGAGACUCCGGAUCGAAUCAAGAGCCUCAUGCAAGAGGAACUGCUACUGGAUGAAACCGCGAGGCUGGACGACGACAACUACCUCCGUAUGAAUUUCCAACCAGGCGAUCGAGACAUUCAUGUGCUCGUAGAAUGCCCGGAUGAGUCGGAUCAAGUCGUACGUGCGUUAUUCUGUCCCUUCAACCGUUAUGAUUUUGAUGCAGCUCUCCUUGACCAUGUACGGAUUUGUUGGCUCGCUCGUGGAGAAUUGGUUCUUGCCUUGGUCUUCUCUGGAGAAGGAGAAACGUGCUUAGGCUACGCUAUAUUCAUUAUGCUAAUGUCGUGUUGGUAUCAUUGAUAGCAAUCAUGGAGUGAUGUUGAACACCAUUGCUGACCAGUUGCUGUAGGCGUUGGUGCCGGCGUACACAAAAACUCGCAUCCAAUCUGUCCGGUGCUAGAAUUGAAUGUUAUGGUGCAGACAUCUCCACAAGCUGAAACCGAUUAAGAAAAGUAAGACUUAAAUUAGCAAUAAAACUCCUGUCAUUC
Messenger RNA from Phytophthora nicotianae INRA-310, 1070 nucleotides. RefSeq lists its product as hypothetical. The coding region runs from base 574 to 882 and encodes 102 amino acids. The record is from RefSeq and is a predicted model, not a curated record. The transcript has a single exon. Lineage: Eukaryota; Oomycota; Peronosporomycetes; Peronosporales; Peronosporaceae.